AUGAUUUUCGCAUCUCGUUUGCUCUCUAUGAGUGCAUGGGCAGCGGUUGUCCUCCAGGCAACCGCUGUCCCCCAUGGCCCCUCAUACUUCGCAAACCUCCGCCGACAGCUGCAGGACCCCUGUGGCCCAGUUUCGCAGUACACGGAGAACCCCAGCGUCGAUAAAUGGAACCAGGCCGAUACCGACGCCUGGCUUGACAAAUGGUGGACCGUGAAUGCUGAGAGGCGGGCGAGCAAUCCACACGGUUUCGCCGGUGCUUUCGGUCAGUACGCACUAGGCCAGCCCGGCUGGUCGUGCCAGAACAACGGCAACGAUGGAAACUGCGAUAUCCCCAUUUGUGACAAUACCAAGCUUAACUCCCUCGGUAACAACACCGAGGAGGCGUACUAUGUGCUGCAGGCGCUCAACAAUAUCCACGGCUUCUUCGUCGGUCUAGAGCAGUCGUUCAAUAUCCCUGCCGUCGUCGCGGCUAUGGAGAACGAUGAGAUCGUGAACAACUUCUGGUACGACGAGAAUAACUGGGAUGGAACGCUCUUGAAGCAGCUCCUGAAUAUCCUCUCUACUGUGGUUGCCUUUAUUGCCGGUGGUUUGGCUGCGCCUGUUUUCACCCUCGGUGCUUUCCCCGCCAUUGCGGCAGCGUCUUCGGCCUUAGUUACUGGUGGAGUGAAUGCAGGCAAUAAUGCUCUUUCCUCGAUAGACUCGACCGACGUUACUCAGAGCAACCUCGGCCACAUGAUGGCGCAAGCAGUAGCUGCGAUUGCUAAAUCAUUCAUUGGCAUCAACAACGAGUUGAUGUACGGUCAUGGAUACGGACCAUCUAGCGAUGAUAUCCGCAAGUACCUUCAGGGUGGAGCCUGGGUCAACUAUCCGGGACUGCAGAAGGGCCAAGCUCAGGAUUUGCUGAUCUCUGUUAUGCAGUCAAUGAUGAUCAACUCUAUGUGGCGCAUGCAACGUGUGUUCAUUAUCGGCGGUGGAGCAUGCGGCGACGGCCAGGGCUUCGGCUCAGGUAUAUCUCCACCCGACGACAAUUAUAUCUGUGAGGAUGGCCGUGCCUGGUACCUAUACUUCUGGCAGAAGGAGGCCGGGUCAACAAGGAAGCGCCAGGGCUGGGUUUCUAGGCCCUGGGGAUCUGACCGCAUGGGCCCAUCUCCUCGGUUGGAACAAGAGAGUGGUAGCGGGCCAUUCUGGAAGAAGCUCAAGCCACAGGAUGCCAUCACUUCUUCUCUCAAGUCCUGGAGGGCUGCUGGAAACAACUACACCCAGUCGACCUUUACCGAUCACAUUGGUGGUAUGCUUGCAAAGGACACAAACAUUUACACGGAGGGUGCGACCAUGGAAGGCCUCUGGACUAUCCCCGUGUGCGAUAUCAGUAAACCCAUUGCCGACCCUAGCUGGAAAUACUCUAGGAAGGAGGACAUCCUCCAUCCUUACGGAUGGGACGAACGCCCAUACUGGUGCGGGCCGAUCUGUGAAGGCGACCCUGACAAGACAGUACAGUUCUACCAGGCCGCCAACUUCAAGGACGACUUUGACAAGCCGUUCCUUUCAGGCUGUGGGAAUCAGUAUAUCAACAACGGGAUUCGGGCUAGCGGCCUUUGGUGGGAUUGGACUACUGGCAAGACCUGGGUCAACAAUCGCCCGUACCACCAGGAUAAUUGA
Penicillium griseofulvum is the source of this 1659-nucleotide messenger RNA. RefSeq lists its product as uncharacterized. The coding region runs from base 1 to 1659 and encodes 552 amino acids. The record is from RefSeq and is a predicted model, not a curated record. The transcript is spliced from 3 exons. Lineage: Eukaryota; Fungi; Ascomycota; Eurotiomycetes; Eurotiales; Aspergillaceae.